Polyodon spathula (Mississippi paddlefish) is the source of this 776-nucleotide messenger RNA. RefSeq names its product protein shisa-6-like. The transcript has a single exon. Gene Ontology annotation, biological process: regulation of AMPA receptor activity; regulation of short-term neuronal synaptic plasticity. The annotation marks the transcript as partial. The record is from RefSeq and is a predicted model, not a curated record. Gene Ontology annotation, cellular component: postsynaptic membrane; postsynaptic density; AMPA glutamate receptor complex. Lineage: Eukaryota; Metazoa; Chordata; Actinopteri; Acipenseriformes; Polyodontidae.
AAGGGGACGUCGCCCUCCAUCUCUACCAGCAGCAGAAGCAGGAGCGUGCAGCCUCCGCUCAGUACCAGAAGCACUCCAACCCGGGUCCCUACCCGUCCCAGACCCUGGUGCGGCUGCGCUCCCCGGACCGGGGCACCCUGCCCCGGCUCAGCCCGGCUCAGAAGGCCCAGUCCCAGCAGAACGUGUGCGCCACACCCUCGCUGGACCGACACCACAUGAUCAAGAUGAACUCGCACCCCACGGCCGGGCGGGAGCGAGGGGAGAUGCCAGGGCAGGGGUGGAGGCGGCACCCCGCCCACGCACCCGACCCUGUGGGACCGGGGGGGGCCCCCUCCCGGGGAGCCCCGGUGUGCGCACGCAGAAUGGCGUUCGCUGCCAAGAGACAGAACACCAUCGAACAGCUUCACUUCAUACCAGGGGGGGGCAACCAGGGAGGGGGCAACGGCGGGGGGCAGCAGCUGAGAACGGGGAGUAAGAACGAGGUGACUGUGUGAGAGAGAGCAGGGGAGGGAGGGGGAGAGACGGACGAUCGGGAAGGUUUUUUCAGCCAUAUUUCAGUGCCAUAUUGAAGGCAGGCGAGAGGCGAGAGAUGGGAGGAGAGGAGGAGGAGAGAUGUGUACAGAGUGUACAAAAAGGAUCAGUUGUGAAACGUUUUAGCUAAAAGGCAGUAUUACAGAGAGAGAGGGGGAUGACAGAGGUGACUUUUCAGCCAUAAUUUAGUGCCAUAUUAAAGUAAAAGGAGGAGAGAGGGAGCGAGGGAGGAGAAACAGCGAAGG